AUGGGCUUCGAAGUUUCUUCGGAUUAUGGUUAUGUUAUCCUCGUUUUACCUGCUACAUGGGUUAUCAUGAAUUUCCUAGCCUUAAAUGUUAUGAAAGCUAGAAAGAAGUAUAACGUUGAGUAUCCCAACCUAUACUCAAAUAAUCACAAUUUUAACUGUGUUCAAAGAGCUCAUCAGAAUACAUUAGAGAAUUUGCCAUUUUUUAUCAUGUUUUUAUUGACUGGUGGACUUAUGUUUCCAAAAUUGUGUGCAGCUAGUGGAGUAUUAUAUUUAAUUAGUAGAUUAGUUUAUGCUCAUGGUUAUUAUACAGGAGAUCCUGCUAAAAGAAAUUAUGGUGCUUUUGGUUAUGCUGGACUAAUAACCCUUAUAGUAUGCACUGUUAUUACUGGAUUAAAUAUGCUUGGUUUGGUGUAAAAAGAUACAACAUUAGUAAAUCUAUGAUGAUCACACACAAAUUUCUGCAAAGAUCCUUUUUUUAAUUUUGUACAUUUGUUAGUUUAUAUCUAGUAAUAUUUUCAUUUUUGGAAUAAAAUUUAUCCAC
Messenger RNA from Lottia gigantea (owl limpet), 541 nucleotides. RefSeq lists its product as hypothetical. Gene Ontology annotation, cellular component: nuclear envelope; endoplasmic reticulum; membrane. NCBI's taxonomy places the organism in Eukaryota, Metazoa, Mollusca, Gastropoda, Lottiidae. The record is from RefSeq and is a predicted model, not a curated record. Bases 1 to 414 code for a protein of 137 amino acids. Gene Ontology annotation, molecular function: glutathione peroxidase activity; glutathione transferase activity. The transcript is spliced from 5 exons.